UUCAAUCAGUUUCACUUCAUUGCGGGGAGGUUUCCAAAACUUCAGUAGAAAGGAAUAACUUACGUCAUGGUUUAAAUUCAAAUUCUAAAUCUAAAUUGAAUUUUUAUUUCAUUCAAAGAAGGUAUAAAAAUCAACAUAAAAUCCGCUAAAAUUAGUAGCAGCAAUUUAUAUUUGCUUCUGAUUUGUGCAUAAAUGUUUCACGCUGGUUGAAAAGUGUGUUUGGUGGUUUGUCUUGCUGCACUACUACUGGUUUUGUGCAGUAUCAGUGCACAGUUUGCAGGGCAAAAUACACAUGGUGAAAGCAGAUUUCUUAAAGAAAGUAUCCAAAUAGAUAUUUUACAUUGACUAUGGCUGUAAGUGUGUCUAAAGUGCUUCUUUUUGGCAGUUCUUCAACACAGUUUGGCUACAGUGAGGACGGCUGCUGGGUGUCUGUAAUAGCUGAUAAGCUUCAAAGGAAAUGUGAUGUCAUCAACAGGGGAUACUCAGGGUACAACACAAGAUGGGCCCGCCUCAUGUUACCAAAACUGGUUACCAAGGAAACAGCCAAUGACAUCGCUGCCAUGGUGAUAUUCUUUGGCGCCAAUGACUCUGUGCUGAAAGAUUUGAAUCCUCAUCAACAUGUCCCGCUGGAGGAGUACCAAGAUAAUUUGUCUUCAAUGAUUACUUAUCUCAAGAGCUGUGGCUUGGGGAGUAAUAGAAUUAUCCUAAUAGGACCUCCCCCUUGUGAUGAACAACACUGGAAAGAGAGAAUGGAUGCUGAGGGUCGACCGCAGUCUAAAUCCCAAGAGCAGACAGCCCUGUAUGCCAAAGCUUGUGAGUCAGUUCACAAAUCUCAUGGUACAGGAUUUGUGGACCUAUAUACUGAUAUGCUGAAGGCAGGCGCAGAAGGAGACAGUUGGAAGUCAUUUCUAAAUGAUGGUUUGCACUUCUCGGCGGCUGGCUCAAAGUUUUUGGCAGAGCGGUUAUGGCAGCAACUGGAAGGCAUAGUCUCUGACAUUGGGAUGAUUUUUCCAGAUUGGAAAACAGUAGAUUAUGUUAAUCCAGAAGCAGUGUUUUCUGCUAUAAAUUAAUAUAGACUCUAUAUAAAUUAUCACCUGUUACCUCAAGAUGUGAUUUAUAUGGAACAAGCAUUAUGGAGCAAUUUUUUAAAAUAUUAUUAUAUUAAGAUCUAAUGUGAGCAUCACUUUAACUUGAAUUAAUGCAUUAAUCAAACAAAUUUUCCUGUCCCUUAAUGUCUGAGGCAUUUUAAUUUGCAGUAAAAUGUUCUGUACUAAUA
Molecule: messenger RNA, 1276 nt
Organism: Lingula anatina
Lineage: Eukaryota; Metazoa; Brachiopoda; Lingulata; Lingulida; Lingulidae
Product: isoamyl acetate-hydrolyzing esterase 1 homolog
Source: RefSeq, a predicted model, not a curated record